CGUUAAUUGUAAUCGUUAUCGAUAUUGGUUAAAAAAAUUGGAUUUCUGGUUCAUUGAAUUAGUUUCGGUAUCUUAAAUAUUUUAUUUCAUUUUUAUGUAAUCAUGGUUAAAUUCGAUUUUUGAAAAUGAAUUCUAAUCUAAAUUUAAGACAUAUGAAUGGGGGAAGUAAUAUUGAAGAGGCCGGAAAUGGAAGUGGUGAUAAAUUCAAGCCUGGCAUGGAACCGGUAAAAGAAGAUUAUACGAAGAAAGAAGAUUAUCCGUCAGAAUUAUUAAAUUUCGAUGUAAUGCCGAAACAUUUACAAUUCAAUCCGUUUGUAUUCACGGGUUAUAGACCGCAAAUGGACUCUUGGGAGUGCAUUAGAAGCCUUACUUAUUUUCACAAUGAAACUCUCAACAUUCUCACUCAUGGUUUACCUCUACUAUAUGCUAUCUGGAGCCUGCCAGGUUUAUUGCCUUGGAAUGAAAUGCCACUGCCACUAUUACCUUAUUUCCAUGCAGCAGCAACUGUAUGUCCGUGGUUGGGAAGUUCCAUAUAUCAUCUAUUUAUGAAUCAUUAUUCAGGCCGUGGAACUUAUGCACGUCUUUUACAGUGGGAUGUUGCUGGUGUUUGGGUUACUCAAAGCUGUGGUGGUUUUUCCUCAAUUUACAUUGGGACCAUGUGUUUACCAUGGCCUUUGAGAUUCCUUUUGCUCUUAAUAUACUUAUCAUUUGCGUUAAAAGCCCUGCAUGCUGCAGUAUUUGCUGUUGGACCAUGGGAACGUCGAAUAAGUUUUGCUGCUAUGUUCAUUAUGCGGCUUUGUAUCCUGUGUGUACGUUAUACACCCUAUGGUGGUGGACACCCUGAGGCCUUAUAUCACGUUUUUAUGCAAGAUUUCUGGUCACUGGUUGGUGCUGUUAUAAGUGCUUCUCUAGUACCAGAACGAUGGUUGCCAGGAAAGUUUGAUUAUGCAUUUAACAGCCACAACAUAAUGCAUGUUUUAGUAGUCUUAGGAGGAUUACACAUGCACUGGGCCAUUCAAAAGGAUUUCCGGUGGGUUGCCGAAAACCAGUGCCCUAAAUAAAGUUUGCCUUAUAUCUAGCAGAGUUUUAAAUUAACAUCAGUACUUUUGUCUGAUAUUUUUCAGGCAUAAAAUUACAUAUUAGAAUAAAUAUGCAUGAAAAAUAACUUCUUAGCUAAAAUUUACAAGUUCUUAAUUGAAAAAUAUAUUUCAAAAUAAGAUAUUAAAUAUUAAAAAAUUAAUAAUAGUACUUUUGUCUGAUAUUUCUCAGGCAUAAAAUUACAUAUUAUUAUAAUAUACAUGAGAAAUAACUAGUUAAAAUCUAUAAGUACUUAAUUAGAAGAUAUAUUUAAAAAAAGGUACUUAAUAUUAAAAAAAAAAAUUAUCAUCAGUGCUUUAGUCUGAUAUUUUUCACGCAUAAAAUUACGUAUAAUAAAUAUACAUGAGGAAUAACUACUUAGUAAAAAUCUACGAAUACUAAAUUGGAAGAUAUAUUUUAAAAUAAGUUUCUAACAUCACAAAAUCAACAUUAGUACUUGUUUUUUAUAUUUUUCAGGCAUAAAAUUACAUGUGCAUGAGAAAUAAUUAAAAUCAGUAAGCAAUAUAUAUUUGAAGAUAUGUUUGAAAAUAAGGUACUUGAAUUUUAUGGUAAGGUGUUAAUUUCUAACUCUGUGUUUCUACUUAAUUGCACAAGGAAACUUAAAGGUAUUUUAAUGUAAUCUUGAACUAUCACUAGCCCAUAAUGGAUAACAAUUCCUUCCAUAUACACAAUGCACAUUACAUUAUUCCUCAUGGACAUACUAUUUUUUAUUUUUGUGUGUCUUUAGAUAUUGAUAUGUGUUAUUGUUUGUCAAUAGAUAUCUUUAGUUAUGAAGUGGUUUUGUAUGUUUCACCAAAACUAUUAAGUAGUUUUGUUGAAAAAAACAGUAUUAUUUAUCUAAGUUUCUAAAAAUGAAAGUUUGGGUGAAUUAGAAUGAAUUUAACUGGAAACUUAUAAUAGUUAUUCCUCGAUUUACGUAAUAUAUUAUACAAACAUAUUAACAUUGUAGAAUGAGUAACUAAGAUUUUAAAAAUGUGUUUAAAAGCAUUUCUUUUAGUUUUCUUCCAAUAAAUAAUUCAUCUAAUUUAA
This is a messenger RNA of Parasteatoda tepidariorum (common house spider), 2127 nucleotides long. Its product is annotated as progestin and adipoQ receptor family member 4. Gene Ontology annotation, cellular component: membrane. The record is from RefSeq and is a predicted model, not a curated record. Gene Ontology annotation, molecular function: signaling receptor activity. Lineage: Eukaryota; Metazoa; Arthropoda; Arachnida; Araneae; Theridiidae.